AUCACUUUUGCCCCCCCUUUCUCAAGCCGGGGCCAAGUGGCCGGGUGGCCGAAUGAAUGAACGAGAGAGUGUCUGGAUGCAUUAUUUGCUACCACCUAUACUUACAACCCUCACUCACUGCUGGGAUGGAAUACCAAGUCAUUCCCCGACUCUUCACUGUUCAAUUACCGUCUUGACGAACUCAUCAUACCCGCCAGCAUCUGGUCUGGUCUGGUCUGGCUGGGUUGAGUCGAGGCGUCGUUGCCACUGUCACUGUCACUGUCGACUGUCGACUGUCACUUACUCACUGAAUUCACUUGUUUGUCGCUGUCGCCAUCUACCGUAUCGGUCCAUCCCAUCCACUUUUGUCCGCGCUGAUCCCUUUUGUUCCGCCUCUUCGGCCUCACAGCCAACACCACCUCUCCCGCUUCUGGCCUCCUGCCACCCCAUUCCAUCCGACAAUACCCCCCCCACUCCUUUCGAAUUGCCGUUGCAACACCCACCUUCGCUACCACCGCCAUCACCAACGACAACGGCGGCCACCUUUGACGCUCCAAGUCGACUGUCGGGCCCGAGUCCCAUCCUACCCGUUCCUGUCUGUGGUUUCACGCCCGUCGGCGCAGCGUCCUCCCCUGCCCUGCCCUGUCCUGCCCCUGUGCUCAAUUCCCUGCGUCUAAGUUUCGAGUCCCAAUUCCCAGUUCAGAAUCGAUCCUGUCUCUUAUCAUUUCUGAUAAGUCGACCGUGUCCCGUGUUACUCGACAAUCGCUAGCUAGUCGUCCUCCCCGCCUUAAUCCUCAACUGGAGACUCGCACUCGUCUCCUUGUCUUCCAUAUGACGUUUUUGCCCUUGGGACCAGUCAUUUCGAGCUUGGAGACUACAACCCUGGAGCCUUGACCGGUGUUCCCGCGUGUCGAAUCCUUCAUCUAUCGGCAGCGUUUGAGACUUGCGACGUAACUGUACGACGAGGAGAAACAGAAACUAUGGAUGACUACCUAGAUGGCUCGGUGGACGGAGACGAUAUUUUCCCAUGUAAAGGAUGUGGUGAGGUAAGUAGCUGAGUCAUAAGCUACCCUGCAAUUGCAAUCCGCAGACUGAUCUAAACGUGAUGCAGAUAUUAGAAGAGGGCAAAGCC
Xylaria bambusicola is the source of this 1111-nucleotide messenger RNA. RefSeq lists its product as uncharacterized. The transcript has a single exon. NCBI's taxonomy places the organism in Eukaryota, Fungi, Ascomycota, Sordariomycetes, Xylariales, Xylariaceae. Bases 53 to 748 code for a protein of 231 amino acids. The record is from RefSeq and is a predicted model, not a curated record.